AAGAAAUUGUCCCAAGUCGAUGCUGGUCAUCAGAUAUAUAAACCGCGCGCAAAUUUCAGAUAGGCAUCAUUUGGGAUUUGCACAUCCAGGAGAUAAUCUAAACCACAAAGAUGAAAUUUGUCAUUUUGACUCUUGCUUUGAUUGGUGCCGCUUCAGCCGGUUACAUCGCUCCAUACAGUGGACUCGGUUGGGGACACGCCGUCGCUGCUCCAGCUAUUGCUGCUUACCAUGCUCCAGUUGUCGCUCCAGCUGUAGCUCAUGCCGUUGCUGCCCCAGUCGUUUCUACCUACAAUGUUGCUCCAGUAGUUAAAUCUGUCGUUGCUGCCCCAGUUGUUGCUCACGCUGCCGUCGCUGCUCCAGCUGUUGCUGCCUACCAUGCCCCUGUUGUUUCAACUUAUCAUGCUCCAGCUGUUGUUGCUCAUGGAUACCAUGCUCCAGCUUGGGGAUAUAAUGGUAUCUGGAAGAAGAAGGCUGCUGCCUAAAUUAGAUUUAUGGAUUAGUUUUUAAUAAAGUUUUGCUGCUUCAAA
Hermetia illucens (black soldier fly) is the source of this 527-nucleotide messenger RNA. Its product is annotated as cuticle protein 12.5-like. The transcript has 2 exons. The record is from RefSeq and is a predicted model, not a curated record. Lineage: Eukaryota; Metazoa; Arthropoda; Insecta; Diptera; Stratiomyidae. Bases 111 to 482 code for a protein of 123 amino acids.